Molecule: messenger RNA, 441 nt
Organism: Nannizzia gypsea CBS 118893
Lineage: Eukaryota; Fungi; Ascomycota; Eurotiomycetes; Onygenales; Arthrodermataceae
Product: PRO41 protein
Exons: 3
Coding region: 1-441 (146 amino acids)
Source: RefSeq, a predicted model, not a curated record
AUGGGCAAACUCAUCAAGAACCACUGGGCUCGCCUCAUCAUCCUCACUGCUGCUAUAUUCCAAUUGGCUGCUGGCAUCCAUGGCUUCUUCUGGCCAAAGAUAUUCUGGGACUUCCUGACCAAGAAUCUCGAUGCAGCGGUUAAGCCGGUCCCUAUAUUACAGAUCCUCAAUGUCCUGCUAGGACUGCUAGCGCUGGCCUGGGAGUGGCCACUGAAGCCGUUGGCGGGGACCCUGUUCCACCGCAGCAUCGAAAUCAGGCUCGUCAUCCUCCCUCUCAGUGCACUUGCUUCGGUGUUACUAUAUCAAGGAACAAACCCUGCCAUAUACUAUCUUAUUGGCAUGGCUGUGUACUUUUGGGGGUACAGCGAAGGAGAGACUGUAUGUCCCGAGCCAUGGACGCUACCACGACGAAGACCAAUACCGAUAGAAUCAAAGGUAUAA